Chiloscyllium plagiosum (whitespotted bambooshark) is the source of this 11677-nucleotide messenger RNA. It is a transcript of the gene bcorl1, whose product is annotated as BCL6 corepressor like 1. The record is from RefSeq and is a predicted model, not a curated record. Lineage: Eukaryota; Metazoa; Chordata; Chondrichthyes; Orectolobiformes; Hemiscylliidae. Gene Ontology annotation, biological process: negative regulation of transcription by RNA polymerase II. Gene Ontology annotation, molecular function: protein binding; transcription corepressor activity. Gene Ontology annotation, cellular component: nucleus.
GAGGAGGUUGUUGAUACAGAUGACGGAAAUUGUGUUACAGGGCGGCGGCGUGGCUGCGCAAAGACACUCCGGGGAAAUCUCAAUUUCUUCACCAAUCACCCCCGACAAAUCCCCCCGGCCGCUCUUUCUCCCCGUCCCCGGGAUCGUCAAGCAUUCGGCCAUGAGGAGGAGCGGGGGGGUCAGGGAGAGCUUCAGUCAUUAAUAGGCCCCGAAGGUUGGUACAGUGAGAGAGUGCAACUACGUUCUGACAUCUGUGUGCACCUGUCAUGCUGGCCACAGCCUCUCUGUGCAACGGCGUUCACGACUGGACAAACUCCAACCGAAUCCGGAUGUGUGGCAUUAAGGAAGAUAGGAGAUCUUCACUCACAGAUGCAGAAUCCAGGAAAAGUGUUCCACAGCCAGUAGGGACGGAAGAUACUUGUAUUAGCAACCACACUGAAGUGGCGACUGAACGAAUGAGCAAUGGUGCCCAUCAAGUCGAGUGGGAUGAAAGUAACUUAUUGCAGGAGGAACUUCAGAAUUGCAAGAAUAAUGAGCCUGAAAAAUCUGUUCGCAAAGAAGAGGAGGUCACCUUCAUGACCACUUCGGACACACAGUUAAAGACUGAAAAAGUUACAAAUGUGGAAAGUAAAUUGCUUCAUGGGGAAAUGCCAGAAAGUGAAGAUGACAAAAUGAAAAAUUUGGAGUGUACGGGCAUGCAUCGUAAAGCACAACAAACUCUGUCAAAAACUACUUGCACUCAGGAAAACACUGGGGAACCAGAAAAGACUAUAAAGCAAAAAGUGACUCCUGGGACUGAAGCUAAGUAUCAAGGACUCCCCUGGAAUGAUCCACAAAUAGACAGUGCUAAAUCGGGGAAUUGCCGCCCUUUUGAUGCACCAAACUCAUUAAACUUGUUCAAACCUGGUUUAUCGUCAUCCCAGAAUUUACACACUGUUACUCGACCAUUUCUUCCACCAAUGUUUAACCAGGGUCCACAUUUGAUGUACUUACCACCAAACUUGGUCCAUCCCCAUGUUGCACCAUCUCUUCCAACUACUUUAGGAGUUACAGUGCAGACAGUACCACCAUUUUUACAAAGUAAAGGAGGCAGCACUAAUGUAACACCUGAUCUACGUUCAUAUUCUCAUCCAGUCAUGCUCAACAGACCUUUGAUUUCAGAAUCCAAGAUCAAACAUACUGCUGACUACUCUCAGUCCCUGUUAGCAAAAAAUAAAACUGAAUCAGAAUCCUCUCAGCAACAACAGAUUUUAGCUUCCACCUCCCAUGCUUCACUACCAACUUCCCACGUUUAUUUCAACCCAGGCAGUGAAUUAUCUUUGGGACAAAAGAUCCCAAACAGCCAGUUAUCUAAACUUCCUGAGUGCAGUUCUACUCAUCAGCGUUCAGUUGGGCCUUCAGAAAAUUCACAUCCUCCAUUCAUAGUAUUUAGAUCUCCACCUCAACUUGAGAAGCAGAUAUAUCCAGAGGGAUCCCAUGACUUGCCACUAGAUUUGUCAGCAAAAUCAAGCUGUCAUGGUAUAGGGGUUAAACAGAAUUCUUUCCCUGAGCUGCGGAAAACCCCACCUAUGCCAGUAUUGACGCCUGUUAAAGGAGAUAGAUCAUUCUCCCUGUUGCACUCUAAAAAUGAUGUUAUCACAUCACAAAUUCCUCAAGGUAUCUAUAGUGCCAGCAGUAUUAAAGGAAACUUUGGUUUAACAUCACCUGUUGUGGUUUUUCCAGAUACUAUAAGGAAUGGCGCUACACUUCAAAAGAAUUCAAUGGAUCCUUUAACCUUGCAGCCAUUGAACCCAGCUUGGUCCUGGGUAAAAGGUUCCAGUAAACUGGUGAACCAUAACCCACGGACUUUUGUUGGUGUAGCCAAUGCUAUACCUGCGUCUAUGUUACAGAUUGGUAGUGAAGAUUCUAAGAAUGCUGCUAAGCAAGAACCAAUUUCAAUUGUUUACCAAGGCGAUUGCCAGUUAUCACUUUCCAAUGGUGACAAAAGUGGGGAGGCCAAAAAGGAUGCAUGUGGAGGUCAAGGUGUUAAAAAACCUAAUAGUCAAUUGCAUAGCUGUUUUGUAUCCAACCCCAAUGAAGUGGCAUCAUUUCAUUCAAAUACAUAUCCUCCAUUCAUCAUUAACCAUCUUUAUCUGGCAAAGGAUAAAACUCCAUUUCAUCAUUCAUCAUUGUUAACUAAUGGCAGUUGUUCAGCACAACAGCUACCCCUAGCUCAAGGAAUUCCUUGUGGGUUAACAUCUUCCAGAGGUGAAUAUACUUUAUUUCAAAGCCCACAUCAUCUGGGGGCUGUUUGGACUCCUCAGAACUAUGGAGAAAAAACAAAAGAAGACAAGCUACAGAUAAUGGGUUCGCCAUUAUCCAACUUGGAGACUAUUGUUCGUAACCGGGCUUUGGAACUAUUUGCAAUUGAAAGUAAAAAGGACAAUCCAAAAUCAUUCACUCCAAAUGCAAUAAGUAAGGAAGGUACUCCUUCCAAAGAUUUGAACCAAUCAGCCUCCAGUAGUACAAAUGUUGUUGACCUGAGCCGUUUACCUUUUGAAAGCAAAAGUGGUCAGAAAGAUCAACAAAAUAUGAUUUCUACAAUCAAGGUGGACAAAAUGGGUAAAACCAAUAAUGGAAAUACAAGUGAAAAUUCUAAUAAUUCAACGGGUGAUGUGGAUGAAGUUGGAAAAAAUCAAAAUGAGGAGCAAAAUGGACAAAGAAUAAUUACUUCUUUGCUAUUGAGCAACCAGCCUUUAAUUAAUCAUAGCCAUAGUAUUAAAGAUCUUCCUGUUGUAGAAAGUGACAAGAGGGUAGAGCUAGCAACCAUACAGGAGUUGGCAUGUGGAAAUACAACAUCCUCCAAAUUAUCUACAGAUGCAGAUCAAUCCAUGACUAAAGCUAUAUGUAAUGAGAAAGAGCAUUGUGGACCAGUCAAAUGUGCUGUUACCAAAGAAAAGAAGGAUGGUUCAGUGAAGAAUCUAGUUUCUAAAUGUAAAGGACCUAAUUCAGUUAGAUGCAGUACAAAUCCAUCUAGCUAUAUUGGAAAGAAGUUGAAAUGCACUAAGAAGGAAGAUAUUGUAAGUUGCAAAAGAUUAAAUCGGGAACAGCAGACCAUUCAGGGAUCCAAAAGACGGUCAAGCAGUCUCGAAGUGAGUCGUAGAGAUAGUGAAGAUGAUGUCUGUUCAUCCAAAGGACUUGAUGGCGAAAGAAAAAGCAAACGGCUGCGAACACCAAAGACUGAAUGUUCUUCUAGAACAGCAAUACAAGAAAAAGAUCUUUCUUUAAGAAAAGGCAAAAAUAGUUUUAAGGACUUCAUUCCAGUGGUGUUGAAAACCAGGACACGUAGUCAGUCAGAAAGUUUCUGUGUCUCAUCAGUACAUGCGACCUGUGACCAGACGGACAGUACAUUGGAAGAAAGUCAGCUUAUGCAUGAGGAAGUGGAAAAUGAUGUAAAAGCAAAGAAAAGUUCAAGGAGUUGGGAGAAGUCUACAACGGAGAAUAAAGGGACCAAAGAAGAGAGUGAGGUGGGAAGGACUGGCAGUUCAAUAACUGACGUGGGUGAACAGAAUAGUUUGGAACCACUUGACUCGGGUUGUAUAACAGAAAUUGAUGGGAAUUGUAAAAGUAGUAAUAAACGAAACCCUGCCUUCAAAACGCAAAUAAGAACCAGUAGGAAGAAAUUUAAAAGUGAGAAGGAUUCUGAAGUACUUUUACACAAAAGGGACGAAAAUCAAGAUAGCACAGGAAUAAAGACACGGAAAGCUGUUACUACAGGAACAUGGACACCUCCUACUUCACCACGGAAAAGGCUUGCUCUUUCAGGCACUUUGCCCAGUGCUGAUUGGAAUCUGAGUGUCAGACACAGCACUCCUGUGUCAGGAGGUUUACGAAAACGUAAAGAAUCUUGUAGUACAGGCUCUCUCAACUUGAGUCACAUAUCCGAAUCUCCAAGCCAGUUUCAGUCAGAAAAACCAUCAGGAAAACGUAAAUGUAAAACAAAGCAUAUUAUUGGACCCCAAUCCCCAGACGAAGAUGCAAGCAACCAAGGAAGACACAAGAUUAAAGUAAGGCAAAAACGCUCUCUAAAGCGCUCAGCAUUAAUGCUCGAUUCUGAUUGGAGCCCAUCACCAAAGAAGCAACGUGAUCAUUCAACCCACUGGAAAAAGCGGACAUCUUCAAUUACUCCUGUAAAAUAUGCAACAGUGCCACGGUCACCAUGUGCUCAAGCAGAGACAUCUGCAGGCCAGCAAUCACAAUCUGAAACACGAAAGUUAAUAGUAAAUAAGAAUGCUGGCGAAACAUUGCUGCAGAAGGCUGCACGAUUAGGCUAUGAGGAUGUAGUUAUCUACUGUUUGGAGAACACCAUUUGUGAUGUCAAUCACCGGGAUAAUGCUGGGUAUACAGCAUUGCACGAAGCUUGUGCACGUGGCUGGCUUGAUAUUGUCACACGGCUCCUGGGGCAUGGAGGAGAUGUCAACUGCAGUGCACAGGAUGGUACCAGACCUAUUCAUGAUGCUGUCGUGAAUGAUAACCUGGAUGUUGUCCAUGUUCUUCUGUCGUAUGGUGCAGAUCCCACCCUUGCUACCUAUUCAGGUCAGACGGUUCUGAAGAUGGCUCAUAGUGAGCCAAUGAAACAGUUUCUUUUAGAAUAUUUCACUGACCUGAGGGGCCGGAGUGAGGAUGAUCCAGCCCUUCACUGGGAAUUUUAUGGAAGCUCUGCAUGUGAGCAGGACAAGGAAACUUCUUGUAACAUUUUGGCAAACCCUCCUGGCCUUGAUGAAGAGGAAGAUGAAGAUAUCAAUUAUUUUGCAUUUGAGUUUUCAGACAAACCUCUUCUUACAUGUUACAAUAUACAAGCUUGCCUUUCUCAUGGCCCUUGCAAUUGGCUUGUAUUAGCCGAAGUUCUUCGAAGACUGAAAAUGUCAGUCAGGAUUUUCCAAUCCCGCUUCCCUCACUUUGAAAUAGCUACCAUUACAGAGGUAGAAUUUUACAAACAGGUGUCCACAAGCCAGGUACAUUUCCAACUUGGGAACCUUCAGUUCUGCUCCCUCGAUGGCAGGAUGUCUCUGGAACUGGUACGGUGUGUACCUGAGUUGUUGGACCUCCUUGGUUCUACGGUGGAACUAUUAACUGAAGACUGUGAGAAAGUUAUUACAUUCACAAGGUGAACCAAAAUCAUGACUGAUCGACAAACUAUUCCCACUUUGAAUAAUAGGGAAUGAAUUGAUUGGGUACUAGCAGGUGUGUAUACUAAGCCAGCCAGUACUUCUGUUGUUUCAAAUCAGGCAUGGACCAGCCACCCAAACAGAACAGAAAAAUAAUAGGUCAGUUCUGACCUUAGUGCAACAAAAUAAGGAUUGCUGGGAUGUUUAAAGGAAGUGUUAAAAAUACUUUAACUAGGUUCAUUAAAAUAUUUUCUACCCAACUAAUUAUGUUGAGUGCACCUAAGUUUGUGAUCCACUAACCAUGAAAAACAAUUAGUAAUGGAUUAAGUGAUUCUUGUGAAAUAAUCAGUAUUUAUUCCUGUUCCCAAAUUUUGGUUAUCAUUUUUCCUUUAAUCGCUUUUUACGUAAGGUAUAUAACUUCCUUUCCUUUCUACCCAAUUCACUCACUAUCAUACGCAACACUAGUCUCCUUUCAGAGCACAGGUUGGUGGUCUAUUCACAGUCAUUUAAGAACUGCAUUCUCAGACAGCUGCAAGAAGAUAGCAAGAAAGUCUGAAGAGUUUUCCUGGUUUCUCCCACUCUUCUUCAUGGAUUCUUGAGCUAAAUGAUAACACUUCAUAUUAUGAAUCUGAGAGCAGUCAUUAAACAGAGUAUAGAUUAAACUUGCAUCCAAACAUUAUAACACAAUAUGCUUUACUGUGUUAAAGAAACAGCUGUGCGUGCGCAACUUUUUGUUUGAAAAAUUAAUUUGUAUCUGACUUAGAUACUAACAGAACAAAAUGGUAUUAAUUUUGAAUGAAUUGGGUAACAUGUUUCAAGAUCAAGAAACAGGAAUUAAUCAGAAUUAUAUCACCUGAAAGAUCUAAGACAUAAGUAUCAAAGUCAAAACUCUUCAGUGUAGUAACUGAAUACACAUUCAUUCCUAUGUUUGGCAUUUCACACUGACAGAGGAUAUUUUAAUAAACUUGUUCACAAAGUAAACAGUUUAUCUCAAGCAGUAUCUAGAAAUUGGAUCCAGAAUGUGUACCGUUUAAUUAGCGAUUCCAACGUUUCUGUCAUAUUUAUAUGUUUUUUUGGUGCUUAUAUUUUCAUGAUCAAAAUUUAUUUUCCAGUUUAAAGCCAAUCUAAUUAGGUUGGUAAAAUGAAAAUUGAAUACUGGUAUGCAUGAUGUUAGUUGAAGUAAAAGCUAAAUGGAGAUUUUAUUGGAUACAGAUAAAUUUGAGCCCACAUUACACAUUUGUACUACUCUGUGAUGAUGCACUUUACUUUGAAUACUUGUUGAGUUGCACUUAUCACUGACUUGCUGUACUGCUGGAGAAACAUAAAUUUAAUUCAACGCCACACCAAGAUACAAACCUAAUAGCGUGCAAGACAUGAAAGUACUUACAUUGAGGAAAAUCAUACAGACAAGAGAUCUAUAGUUCAGAUUCUAAACUACUAAUGUUGAUCUUCACUCCUUCAACUAUAUUGCAAAGACAGCCUAGGGUUACACAUUCGAUUUUUGCCAUAUAAUUUAAGAUUUUGAGCCAGAAUCUAAUAAAGAUUUAUUUUUGAAGCAGUCCAUCCACCAAACCUCCUGUAUUUAAAUUGUACACCAGAAAAGAAUAAUCUCAAUCCAGAGGAAGUCAUUUGGAGGUACUCCUAUUAUUUUCAAUUUAAUAUGAAGCAGUUGGGACAUGCAAGUCUUCAGAAAUGGCAUUUUAACUCAUGUCAGAUGUUUGAAAUGUGAUAACCUGCCUGGGCUUCAUGACAAAUAUUGGGUAACUCACAGUAAAACCAGAUUUAAAGAAUUCUCUCUCUGACCGCUGGACUCUUCUGACUGUAUGCUCCCUAAAUCAAAUUUAAAUGAGCAUGCUUUUGUUCACUCAUGCUGGAUGUGAAGUGUUCCUUUGCUAGGCACAGUGCGUUCAAUAAGUGUAAUGAGAUUGUAAAUACUGGGCAUUCAUUUUGUCCAACUUUUUAAAUGCUCAGAAGUUCCAUUUGCAGUUCUGUGCCAUUAUUACCUCAGCUCUGUUACAUGUUUGACAAUGACGUAGCACAUUUGUUGAAAAAGCUAUCAACUGUGUAGCAUAAUGCAUGAUUUUGCAGUUUGCUGUUACUAGAGCCUUAUCUAAAAAUAUUUAGCCUUGCACUACUGCGAAGUACAACUAUUUUUUAAGAUUCUGUGCAAGUGAAGAUACACCAUGCAGACAGGAAAUGUGUUCUGAGAUGCAACAGUUCCUCAAUAGGUAUAUGUUCAAGUAAUAUAACUCCUUGCCUCCUUAUAUCACUUGUAAGGUAUAAUCUUAUUUAAUCUCAUCCUUUUGUAGAAGCUGAAUGUUUGUAGCAUACAGUUUAUACUAAUCCUGAAGGUGGUGUUGUGGGUUAUAUUCAGUGACUUAUUAUCUAUAGUGGUCCUCAAUUAAUAUUAUGCAAUAACCCAACUCAACCUACAAUCAGGUACCACUGCCUGAAUCUUGGGUGAAAGUAGCAUGAGUAAUUCAGUCCUAAGUUAAAUCAUGUGUGAAGUUUUUCCUUAAACAUUAAACCACUGAAUUGCUGAGUCACAAAUGGACAGCUUCCAUACCAAGGACAGCACUCUCCCAAAACCCCCCGGAGUUAAUGACAUGAUCACAUGCUACACUAACUGUUGCAUCUCAGAUCAUGUGCCCUGUCAGAUAUUGGCAUAUGACAAAUGCUAAGAGGAUGAAGCCAAGAUCUCCAUGACACAAUGAGGUCUCCAUUGUACUUGGAAGAGUACAACCCAAGAAAACUUCUCUAACCCCAGCUCUCUGAGCACCAUUCAUGAAUUAGAAGAGCAAGUACCAUAUUCCUAACCAGGGACACGUUACUACAUCCAUUACCACAUUUGACUCUCACAUGUCCCAUCAUAGUAUUGGCCAAGAACUCCAAAUUGCCCCACUUCCUAUACCACCUUUGGAACAUUCAACCCUUAAAAGCCUUUACCAAAUGAGCACUGUUGACAUUCCGUUUGCCGUAGAUCUCUCCCUCAACUGUAUAGAAUUGUUUCAUGAGCAAAUGUUUGUUUUCUUAAUAAAGAUCCACAAAAUCCCCUCACCCAGCAUCUUGAACGUCCAUCGGCUUUAUAUGCCUAAUCUACAUUGGAGCUGUAAAGGAGGAGACCUGCUUCCCCCUUAAGGAUAAUUCUGGUCUCUCUCAAUCACCCAGCCCUCUCCACCUGAAAUAAGCAGUGCCUUGCCCUACAACCCACUCUCUUGCCUCUUUGUAUUCUAUUUUUCUAUCUCCGUAACAGCUUUCUCCUCGCUUUCUCAUCUCCUUCUCUCUCCUCUUUCUUCAGCAUUUUAUUUCUCUAACCCCUACUUCUCCCUCCCUCCUGUCUGACAACCUACCCCUCGUUACCUUCCCUAUCCUGGGUUCAAUUAUUUCUUCGUCUUUAUUCUAACCCUUUGACCCUCAAGGAAAGGCAGUUGACUAAUAAGGGAAUUCCAAUGGGAGCGAGGACGAUGGUGGAAUACCCAUCGGCUACCCUAUGCCUUUGAAUUCUAUGAACAGCAAGAAGAUGGAAGAGGGUUUUCCUGCCAAUUAAGGGCCUCUUACCACUGCUACCAGUAUUUUACUAAUCAAACUCUCUGGGCUCGGAUAUGUGGAGCCUCCUGAUCAGACACUCUGUAGCUCAAAGAGGGGGAGUCUAGUAGUAGCCACCACCCAAGUGGUGCUUUUGGGACUAAAGAGCUUCUAGCCUUAUGAUGGGAUCCCCAGCAGCAGCUCAUUUGCUGCCUGAUUGUCGUCGACUCUAGUCCCACACUAAAACCAUCACUGCUAAACAAUUUCAGCCUCUUGUGUGUGCUGCUAUGUCUUAACGAACUGCUGCUGGGAUGGUAUAUAGAAAUGUUCCCAGUGCGAAGUACUGAAUGCAUCAUUAAUUUUUUUGUCUGUAGGUGGUGCUAUAAUAAUUACAGUGUAUAAUUCAUCAUGUACAGUCAUCCUCAACUAAUGCUAUGCAGGAGCCCAAUGUCAUUAGCAGUAAAUUGUUUGUUUCUUUGCCUGAAACUUCGAUGAAAAUAGCUAAUGUGUUUUAUUCCUCAACUCGGUGGUGCCAUUUAUCCAUCUCUUACUAAAUCCUACUUUCAGUUAGAUUUGGACUUGAUAUGAGUAUUUGUUAUAAAUAAUCAUUUAUUUAAGAGAAUAUUUGCGCUUUUAUUUUGAGAACUAUGUAACUGAGUUAAUCCAUAAGCUUGAGAAUAUAUAUAAGCACAAGAAGAAACACAUUGCUGAUUUUCUCCCAAUCACUACGUAAAGGAAGAAAGUCCUGUUGUUGGAGAAAAAAUAGUUUAGUCUUUAAUUCGCUGUUUUCUUGUAAAUUAUAUGAUGCGAAAAAUGCCUAUACUUGGCUUUAUUCAGCUGAGAAUAUUUUUCCUCUUUGGUGUUGAAGUUCUGCUGCAGUAAUUCUGAAUGGUUCACUGUUUUCUACUAUACAAUCAGAAAAUCAAAAGAUGUAAGAUUAGCACACAAUAUUCAAUCCUCAGCUCUAACAGCCAGAAAAGUUGAUCUGGGGUAAGCACCAAUACUAAGCAAUCUUUAAGUAUUGCCCAGCUUGUUAAGUUUCAACCAACAGUGAAAAUAAUUUAAACAACAGCCUAGUUCAUUAGUAAUAAUUUUACUCAUAACUUGGAUGAUAUGUCACAUCUGAUUCUUAGACGUGACCACAUAAUCGAAACUGACCUGUGCAGUACAAAGAGGUGUUGCUUUGUUGUAGGCAUUUCAAUUGUGUUAAACUGGGCUGCAUUUGUCUUUUGAAUUUGGUAUAGGAAAUAUCAUUAAACUAUUUGGCAAAAAAGUAGGUGUAUUGGCAAUAUUGAUUUAAGAUGUUUGGUCAGGGAUUUCUUUUGACUAAAUUCUCGUUAAAACAUUAAGUAAAAUAAGUGAUAAACAAUUUUCAGUACAAAAUGUAAACAAUAUGUUCAUGUCAGAAAACGUUUUAAUCAGCAAAGAAACUUAAAAAGAAACAUACAGUAUUGUCAGUACAUAAUUAAUGUAAAUUCCUUUGCAGAGUAGUUCGAAAAGGAUUUGAGAUAUAUCAAUAGCUACUUCCUUAGCAUAACUUCUCCAGUCCAUACUCUACUGUUUAUGUAUUUAAUUUGGCCAUCUAUGCGUGAUGCAGGAAGCUGAAAAUACUCAGUGCAUUAUCACACCAAACAAAUAAAGAGAUUAUAUGUGGCAUACCAAGACUGCUGUAUAACAAAAUUCACAUUUCUAGACUCCAUUGGGUUUAGACCUAAAUUUGAAAUUCAGUUAUCAACACAGCUUUUCAGAAUUAAAUCAGUUCACCAAAAUCAGCAGGCUCUUGUAAAUUAUUAAAUAAAUAAAAUGAUAAAUAAUAAACUUAACUAAGUUAGAAAACAAAUACAUUAGACAUUACAAUAGAGCAACCACAAUGGUGCCUUUCUUAAUCUGUUAGAAACUGCUCAUUUAAUCACAGUUGUUAAAUAAAAAUGUUGCAAGGCUCAGUCCGCCUGCCAAUCAGCAUCGAAAAGAGAUAAUACUAGGUUAAUUUUUCAGGGAUGAAGGAUCACAUCUAAUUUUUUUUUACCUUUUUAAACAGGUCCCUUCUCCAGUUUUGAUCAAGUUGUAGAAUUCCAGCAUUUUGUGUUUGUUUAUCUUUGGCAAAUUCCUAUUUAUUUCUACUGUAAGCAAUCAGUUGAACAUUUUAAAUAAAGAGGAUUACUGCUCCCUACUAUCUGUGCUGAUAUAAAUUCAUUCUAAAUCUGCCCAUUGAUCCAGUUUUUUUUUGUAAUUUGACCACGUGUUGUGUUACCUGGGUGCUCAAGGUCUGCUGUAAUCUCAGUUUAUAUCCCAGCAUUCCUUCAAAGUAAUGGCAUUUCUAUUCAGAAAAACAAUUAACUCAACCAUGUGGAGAUCAAAUUCUGCUAGUUAACUGGGCAAAUUUUUAUGGCAAAAUCUCCAGUGAGGUAGCUGAAUUUUGGUGCUGCAACUCUGCAAAGAAUCUGUUGCAAUGUAUAGAUAGAAGUAUUUACCUGUUGAAAACUGCUGCAGUUAUCUAAAAUAAACUUCUGACAAACCAGAUAAGGCUACACCUUCAUGUACAAAUCCUUCUGAAAGUUUAUAAGAUUGUUCUAUGUAUAUUUGUACAGUGUUUGAUAUUGCUAAAAUGGAGUUGGAACCCUGUUGGUUAACUCUUAGUUUAUACAAAGACGUCUACAUUGUUUUGCUGGAAAGUAAACCAGUCAUUGAUGGGUUUUUGAAUUCUUCAUGUUUAUACAUUUGUUGUUUAUAUACACCAGAGUUUUUUUUUCUGUUGAAAAAGUAAAUUAUUUAGUUGACAGCAUAUUUCAUUUUGAAGAUUUAACAAAUGUAUUGUGUUGGUAAUAUAAGCAAUGAGAAACUUAGGUGAAAGUCUGUAGAUUGGACUUUUCAGAUCUAUUUGUAAGGAGCACAUAGAGAGAAGGCCUUGCUGUUUUGUUUACAAUAAGUUGGAAUCUGGAAUGAGUCAAACAUCCAUUUAUACAGCUAUCUGAAGUCAACUCCCAUUAAACUUAUUUGGAUUCUUA